AUGGGUCCACUCCAGUCUUAUGCAUAUUCAUCGGGGCAUUGGGAUAGGGUGAAACCCGUUGUUCUGAUAGCCGAUGGUUGCGCUCCACAUGCUGGCGGUGUCAUCGGGGGAAAGCGUUCAAUAACAGACCAACUGGAGGAAGCCGCUAAUUACACUCGUAAUCUAGAGCAGCAGAUCAAAGAUUUAAGAAAGGAAAGAGAGAAGAAGAACACUCGUGAAGCAUGCUUUAAGGGUGUUGAAAUAUCCAGGCCUGUUGAAUUCCAUGAAUCAGAUGAGGGCUUCCCAUCAGUUAAGAUAAUCUCACUCGGUUCAACUGCAUUUCAGGUACAUAUAAACUUGACCCAGAAUCAGAUUGCCUUGUCCGAUAUUCUUCUGGUGUUGGAAGAAUAUGGAGUUGAAGUUGUGAAUGCUGCUUCGUCUGUAACCAAUGAAAAAGUCUUCCAUACCCUAUACGCCAAGGUACCAGACAAUAGCAUUACUAAUAUAGAGCCACUAUAUGUUAAACUUCAGCAUUUGAUCAGGAAAGCUUAA
Molecule: messenger RNA, 531 nt
Organism: Cryptomeria japonica (Japanese cedar)
Lineage: Eukaryota; Viridiplantae; Streptophyta; Pinopsida; Cupressales; Cupressaceae
Product: transcription factor bHLH162-like
Exons: 3
Coding region: 1-531 (176 amino acids)
Biological process (GO): regulation of transcription by RNA polymerase II
Cellular component (GO): RNA polymerase II transcription regulator complex
Molecular function (GO): DNA-binding transcription factor activity, RNA polymerase II-specific; RNA polymerase II transcription regulatory region sequence-specific DNA binding
Source: RefSeq, a predicted model, not a curated record